AUCCAACUGGCGUAUCCACCUGUCUCAUGACCAGACUGUACGAUAUCUCGCCAACUGGAGUUUUCCCAUGUAAUAAUAUGCUAUAGGAUAACAAUUCUGUUCGCCGCUCGCCUAAGAUUCCUCUUUGCCGUGAAAACAGUGUGUACCGCUAGUGGACUCGACAGAAAAAGACCCGUGACGCGCUCGCAGGGUUUGUUUCUUUGCCCACCGUUCCAGGGGCGCCUCAACCAGAUCUCACAAAGAGAAAAAAGCCUCUAUAAACGCUUUGGCUCCACGGGAUAAAUUCGCUCUUAUUUUCAGAGAAACUCUGUUUCAUGCUCAGGAAUAUUCGACACACGGGUCGGAACCGGGCUGACUCAAAAGGAUGGGAUGUGCAAAGGGGGUCGUCAAAAGGUUUACUGGCUUUCUUUGGCUUGCCUUUCUUCUGUUUCUGGCUGAGAGUAGAAAACGGCAGGCUCGAUGCCCCGCGUCUUGCACAUGCACCAAAGACAAUGCCUUGUGCGCAAAUACCGGAUCGAUUCCUCGGAGCUUUCCAUCUGAUGUCAUUUCAUUAUCAUUCGUGAAGUCCGGCUUCAGCGAAAUCCCCAAGGAGAGUUUCAUUCACACACCGGCACUGCACCUCCUUCUUUUUACAGCCAAUAUGUUUGACUCUAUAAAUGAGGAUGCCUUCCUUGGUCUUCCGCAUUUGGAAUACCUAUUUAUUGAAAAUAAUCAAAUCAAGUCUAUAUCACCUUUUGCCUUCAGAGGUCUCAAGUCCCUAAUACAUUUGAGCCUUGCCUACAACAACUUGGAGACCCUACCAAAAGAUCUUUUUAAAGGAAUGGAAGCUUUGACAAAAGUGGACUUACGUGGAAAUCUUUUCACCUGUGACUGCAAACUGAAGUGGCUGGUGGACUGGAUUUACCACACAAAUGCAACUGUAGACCAGAUAUAUUGCAACAGCCCUCUUCCAUAUCAAGGAAAGAAAAUCAAUGACCUCACACCGCAGUCAUUUGAUUGCAUAACAACAGAUUUUUCAUUGCUGAAGUCUCUAGAUUUCCAGUCCAUUUCCGUGGAAACAUUUCCCUUCAGUGGUGACCAGUAUGUAGUGUUUGCCCAGCCAUUCAUUGGAAGAUGUAGUUUUAUGGAAUGGGACCAUGUUCAAAUGGAGUUUCGUAAUUUCGAUAAUAUAACAAGUAUCUCCACAGUCAUCUGCAAACCUCUGGUGAUCGACAACCAACUGUUCGUCAUUGUAGCACAGCUGUUUGGUGGGUCACACAUCUACAAGAGGGACAUCUCAGCCAACAAGUUCAUCAAAAUCCAGGACAUAGACAUCCUGAAAAUCCGCAAGCCCAACGAUGUGGAGACAUUCCGUGUGGACAGCGAGUCAUUCUUCGUCAUCGCUGACAGUUCCAAGGCAGGCUCCACCACUGUCUACAAGUGGAAUGGCAACGGCUUCUACUCGCACCAGUCUCUACACCCGUGGUAUCGCGACACCGAUGUAGAGUACCUGGAGAUCUCUGGCAAACCGCACCUAAUCCUGUCCAGCAGCUCACAGCGGCCGGUCAUCUAUCAGUGGAACAAGAGCUCUAAGCAGUUCGAGCGGCGCACGGACAUUCCCGAGAUGGAGGAUGUCUAUGCCGUCAAGCACUUCAAGGUCGGUGGCGAGCUUGUCAUCUGCCUGACUCGCUUCAUUGGUGACUCCAAGGUGAUGAGGUGGGACGGAAGCAUGUUUGAUGAGGUGCAGACCAUGCCAUCACGGGGCUCCAUGGUUUUCCAGCCAUUUGCUGUGGAGAGCUGGCAGUACGCCAUCCUGGGCAGCGACUACUCCUUCACACAGGUUUACCGCUGGGAUGCCAAGAAAGGCCAGUUUGUUCACUUCCAAGAGCUGAACAUCCAGGCCCCAAGAGCAUUCUCACUGGUUUCCAUUGACAACCGGGAGUUCCUCAUCGCAUCCAGUUUCAAGGGACAGACUCGGAUAUAUGAACACUUGAUCCUUGACUUGAGUGAUUGACUGAAUGGAGGUAAAUGGGAUGAAGGUAUCGAUGAUGCUUUCUAGCUUGUGAAUGGAGGACUUGAGUAGCAGAAUACAUGCAUGACAAUGCCUUUAAGUAGGUGUAGCCAUCAGGAUGUCCACCAUCGCUUAAAAUGUCCAUCUUGUUAAGCCAUGCUCUAACACAACUCAGUGCGCUUUUCUUCACAAAGUUUGUGUAAUUGCAGAAUUUGAUUAUUGUAAAUAGAGCUAAAUAUACCUUUUAUUCUAUUUAUUAUCCUGUUUGAAACAAGUAAAUCUGCCAAAUUAAAUGUUUACAGAUUUUUCCAUCUUUCCAUUUGUAAACUAAACUGAAUAUGUAUUACGCUUUUGUAAGAAGUGGGCCCAUAAUAGUGGAAGAAUUUGAUAUGAAAACAUUUUGGAAUACAUAUUUUUAUUGACGUUGAUUUGUAUGAUCUGUAAACCUUGAACAGCCCAAUUAAUGACACUGCAUUUUUUCUUAAUGAGAUUAUGUAAUAGUUAAAGUGAUUCCGACUCGUUUUUAUUGAGUAGCCCAUGCUUUUAUAAUAUUGCUUGAUUGGACCAACACUCGUUUGUCACGUGUAUGCAAUUCAUCAUGCCUGCAUUGUUUGGAAGCCAAAGGUCAAGACUGAAGCCAUGGUUUUAAUUUUAAAUAAAAACAUAAAUCAUAAUAUUAAA
This is a messenger RNA of Electrophorus electricus (electric eel), 2671 nucleotides long. RefSeq names its product leucine-rich, glioma inactivated 1a (gene lgi1a). Lineage: Eukaryota; Metazoa; Chordata; Actinopteri; Gymnotiformes; Gymnotidae. The record is from RefSeq and is a predicted model, not a curated record. Gene Ontology annotation, molecular function: protein binding. Gene Ontology annotation, biological process: myelination.